UGCGCAGGCGCAGCGGGCCUAGCGAGGUCAACAUGCAAGUCGCCAGAAGCUGGGUUUGUCGCAAAACCUAUGUGACCCCACGGAGACCCUUCGAGAAAUCGCGUCUCGACCAGGAGUUAAAGUUGAUUGGAGAGUAUGGACUCCGGAACAAACGUGAGGUGUGGAGGGUCAAGUUCACUCUGGCCAAGAUCCGGAAGGCGGCCCGGGAGCUGUUGACGCUGGACGAGAAGGAUCCUCGGCGUCUGUUUGAAGGCAAUGCUCUACUGAGGCGACUUGUUCGCAUUGGGGUGCUGGAUGAGGGCAAGAUGAAGCUGGAUUACAUCCUGGGCCUGAAGAUUGAGGAUUUCUUGGAGAGACGGCUGCAGACCCAGGUCUUUAAGCUGGGCCUGGCCAAAUCUAUUCACCAUGCCCGCGUGCUCAUCCGCCAACGUCACAUCAGGGUCCGAAAGCAGGUGGUAAACAUCCCAUCCUUCAUUGUUCGCCUGGACUCUCAGAAGCACAUUGACUUCUCCCUGCGGUCUCCUUAUGGUGGUGGCCGCCCAGGCCGAGUGAAGAGGAAGAAUGCCAAGAAAGGCCAGGGUGGUGCUGGAGCUGGCGAUGAUGAGGAAGAGGAUUAAUUGAUUCUUUGCUGCACUGGAGGAUUGUCUAGUUUUCCAGCUGAAAAUAAAGAAUUGAUACUUGGUU
This is a messenger RNA of Mus pahari (shrew mouse), 684 nucleotides long. RefSeq names its product ribosomal protein S9 (gene Rps9). Bases 33 to 617 code for a protein of 194 amino acids. Gene Ontology annotation, molecular function: structural constituent of ribosome; rRNA binding. Gene Ontology annotation, cellular component: cytosolic small ribosomal subunit. The record is from RefSeq and is a predicted model, not a curated record. The transcript is spliced from 4 exons. NCBI's taxonomy places the organism in Eukaryota, Metazoa, Chordata, Mammalia, Rodentia, Muridae. Gene Ontology annotation, biological process: translation; positive regulation of translational fidelity.